Molecule: messenger RNA, 723 nt
Organism: Cyphellophora europaea CBS 101466
Lineage: Eukaryota; Fungi; Ascomycota; Eurotiomycetes; Chaetothyriales; Cyphellophoraceae
Product: methylthioribulose-1-phosphate dehydratase
Exons: 3
Coding region: 1-723 (240 amino acids)
Cellular component (GO): cytoplasm
Molecular function (GO): methylthioribulose 1-phosphate dehydratase activity; metal ion binding
Source: RefSeq, a predicted model, not a curated record
AUGGGUCUCACUGAGGAGGUGCGGCCAGGUGACGAACUGGUCAUCUCAGCUGACCCAAAUCAUCCGGCAAACCUCAUCCCUCGGUUAUGCAAGCAGUUCUACACACUAGGGUGGGUGACGGGGACUGGCGGAGGUACCAGCAUCAAGCAGGGUGAACAUGUUUUCAUCGCCCCGUCAGGUGUACAGAAGGAGCUAAUGGAGCCCGAAAAUAUCUUCGUGCUGUCUUGGCCGACGCCGAAGUACCCUCCUGAGGCGCGCACUUAUAUUCGCAAACCUUUGGAGUUGAAGCCUUCGGCGUGCACUCCUCUGUUCUUGUCGGCCUUCGAGCAAGGAGCCGGCUGCUGCAUACACACGCAUUCGCAGUGGGCGGUACUGGUAACUCUGUUGGUGGAACAGAAGUUUGGCCAGAACGCUUGCUUCGAGAUUAGCACAAUCGAACAGAUCAAGGGCAUCCCAGCUGGAAAGGGAAAGGGUAUGCUAGGAUAUCAUGACACUCUACGGAUACCAAUCAUCGAAAACACUCCCUUUGAGGAAGACCUGACGGGUAGCCUCGAGAGGGCGAUGCAGCAGCAUCCGGACACGUACGCCGUCCUUGUGAGGAGGCAUGGCAUCUACGCUUGGGGCGACAAUUGGGUCAAGGCGAAGACACAGUGCGAGAGUCUGGACUAUAUCUUCCAACUCGCAGUGGAGAUGCACAAGCUAGGGCUGCCUUGGCUGCCAUGA